AUGGCGGAUGUCGAAGCCACUUCUGGUAUUCGGCUACUGGCUGCUAUCCUGAUUUUAAUACCGACCCUUUGCGGCCUUUUAUUGCACACUGUACUCGGCGUUGUGCUGUACUCUGGAUGGAAGACGUUCAGAGGAAACAGCUUCUAUUUGAUUACCGUACAACUGAUGUGCGCUGAUGUAUGUGCACUCAUUCUAGACCUUUACGCAGCGUUCCCAUUGACUCUUACAGGGGUUCAGUACAUGGGCAAUAGUGUGGCCUUUUACUACGUACCAUUGUCAUUCGAAAGUAUUGCCUUCAAUGGUAUAUUCAACCUGUCGCUUCUUUUAACAGUCAAUCGCUUUUUGUUGUUUUUAUACCCUGGACUGCAUAAGAAGAUUUUCACUUCACGAGGGACGAAAACUUUAUCCCUACUUGUAUGGGCCUACGUCUUCACCUUCAUCAUAGCCUCGAAUGUCGCCGGAUGUCACAAGGAGUUCAACAAGGAAGACUUUUAUUAUUGGUACAACUGUGGGAAUGAUUCAACGGCCAAUCACAUCAAACAGUUCAUUUUAAUCGAUGCUUGCGUGAUUCCAUGUGCAAUGACUGUAAUGUAUAUAGCCAUUUAUAUCAAAAUUCGAGUAGCAAAGAUGGGCAUCAGUGCGAGCACUCGACCAUCAGUAAACAAAGAGAUCAGAUAUGUGAUGCAGGUAAAGUUUGCUACAUUCCCUUGA
Molecule: messenger RNA, 711 nt
Organism: Haemonchus placei
Lineage: Eukaryota; Metazoa; Nematoda; Chromadorea; Rhabditida; Trichostrongylidae
Source: the annotation of a GenBank genome assembly